CUUCCUUCCUUCCGCGAAAGAGAGAGAGAGAGAAGAGAAUAGAAGAACGCACGCGAGAGAGAAAACGCGAGCCAAGAAAGCGCAUACGCGGAACGCGAUGCCCGUAUCCGUCCUCUGAUCUAAUCCGGCGAGAAAAGCCGGUUCUUUGACCACGGCGUCGCCGGUGAUCUUGAUGGCAUUGGAGGGCGGGAGCGGCGGCGGCGUCUUGUUCCGGAGCCUGAUGCGGCGGAAGCAGGUGGACUCCGAUCGGAUCCGGGCCGAGGGCAAGCCCCAGCUCGCCAGGGAGCUCAAAAUCCCGGAGUUGGUUGCGAUCGGGGUUGGUUCGACAGUUGGAGCAGGAGUAUAUGUUCUUGUGGGAACAGUUGCUAGGGAGCAUGCUGGUCCAGCAUUGACAAUUUCAUUUCUGAUAGCUGGAAUAGCAGCUGCCCUUUCAGCCUUCUGUUAUGCCGAGCUUGCUAGCCGUUGCCCCUCUGCUGGAAGUGCUUACCAUUAUUCAUACAUCUGCGUUGGAGAAGGUGUUGCCUGGUUGAUUGGUUGGGCUUUAGUCCUGGAAUAUACUAUUGGUGGAUCUGCUGUUGCCCGUGGCAUAUCCCCCAAUUUAGCCUUGUUUUUUGGAGGACCAGAUAGUUUGCCAUGGAUUUUAGCACGCCAUCAGCUUCCAUGGCUUGAUAUCGUUGUUGAUCCCUGUGCUGCUGCUCUUGUUUUAGUUGUAACUGUUUUACUGUGCGUGGGAAUAAAAGAGAGUACAUUUGUACAAGGACUUGUAACAGUUCUGAAUGCUUGUGUGAUGGUAUUUGUUAUUGUAGCUGGUAGUUAUAUUGGCUUCCAGAUAGGAUGGGUCGGCUAUAAGGUUACUGAUGGAUAUUUCCCAUAUGGAGUAAAUGGCAUGCUUGCUGGGUCAGCAACCGUUUUCUUUGCUUACAUAGGCUUUGAUACAGUUGCUAGUACAGCUGAAGAGGUAAAAAAUCCACAGAGAGAUCUGCCACUGGGAAUAGGAAUAGCGUUGGCUAUUUGUUGUUUAUUGUAUAUGGCAGUUUCUGUAGUUAUUGUUGGGCUGGUACCGUAUUUCGCUAUGGACCCAGAUACUCCCAUUUCAUCUGCCUUUGCAAAACAUGGAAUGCAAUGGGCCAUGUAUGUUGUGACAAGUGGUGCUGUUCUUGCACUUUGUUCGACCUUGAUGGGCUCACUUCUUCCACAGCCUAGAAUACUUAUGGCCAUGGCACGGGAUGGUCUGUUGCCAUCCUUCUUCUCUGAUGUUAACGAACGGACACAAGUUCCUGUCAAGAGCACAAUUGUGACUGGUGUCUGGGCAGCUGCUCUGGCUUUUGCCAUGGAUGUCUCACAGUUGGCAGGAAUGGUCAGUGUAGGCACACUCCUGGCAUUCACCAUAGUUGCUGUCUCGAUCUUGAUACUCAGAUAUGUCCCUCCAGAUGAGGUCCCUUUGCCACCCCUUAUGCGAGAAUCAUUCCGUUUGAACCAGGAAUGUGCUGGGGAAAAGGCUAGGGAUCCUCUUGGAGAUGAGAACGGCAACACAUCUCAAAUAAAGGAUGUGAUUGUGGCAGUAGAAUUAAUGAAGGACCCUCUCAUUGAGAAAAGACCACAUAGAGGCAAAAUGGACGAGAUGAAACGUCGAAAGAUAGCCACUUUCAGCAUAGGAUCUGUGUGUGUAGGAGUUCUGAUCCUCACAUCUUCGGCCUCCGCCACAUGGCUGCCUUUUUUCCCGAUGUGUAUUGGCUGCAUCAUUGGCACUGUGAUCCUUCUAGGUGGUCUUGGUGUGCUCUCCUGGAUCGACCAGGAUGAUGGCAGGCACUCUUUUGGUCAUUCUGGAGGAUUCACAUGUCCGUUUGUUCCACUGCUACCAGUUAUGUGUAUCCUCAUAAAUACAUAUUUGUUGAUAAACUUGGGCGGCGACACAUGGAUGAGAGUCAGCAUAUGGCUCCUGAUGGGUGUUUUUGUGUACAUCUUCUACGGGCGAACCCACAGCUCCCUAACAGAUGUUGUCUAUGUCCCCUUAGCGCAGGCUGAUGAGAUAUACAGGAGUUCAUCAGAGUAUGUCUCCUAGAAGAGAAACUUUGCAGUCUUCUUUGGUUUCAUGCUAGAGUGGGCAGAACAUCAAUGGCCCCCAGAUGUGUGGAUAAUUGGAUAUCAGCCAGCAGGAAGCAUGUGAAGGGUCUUUUUGAACUUUCAUAUCUAGUUCACGAGAUCUCAUGGCUGCAAAAUGUAGGCUGUGCGUGGAAUUAGCCGGGUCAAUUUAUACAUUGUUGGAGGAAUAUGCAUAGGUGUGGUGUAUAUAAACCCAAUUGGUUGGAGUAUUUGAUACUGUGUGUUAUUCAUGUAUAAGCCCUUUGUACUGAAACGGGUGAAGACUGAAAAGAGUUGCUGAAAAGUUACACAAAUUGCAAUAGAACUAUAGAAGCCACUUGGUUUAAA
Molecule: messenger RNA, 2430 nt
Organism: Phragmites australis (common reed)
Lineage: Eukaryota; Viridiplantae; Streptophyta; Magnoliopsida; Poales; Poaceae
Product: cationic amino acid transporter 2, vacuolar-like
Exons: 14
Coding region: 173-2062 (629 amino acids)
Biological process (GO): transmembrane transport; amino acid transport
Cellular component (GO): membrane
Molecular function (GO): amino acid transmembrane transporter activity
Source: RefSeq, a predicted model, not a curated record